CACUCACACCCUCUCUUACUCCAACCAUACCAUGUCCAACUCUAACAUCACCACCUUCCUAGAAGCAGCAGCAGCAGCAGCAGUUAACAUCCCACAGCAAAGCUCAAGCCCUAUUUACAGUCACGCCGUCAUGGAUGAUAACAGUGCUGAUCAACUCGACUUUGAUGAAGAUUUUCUAAUUCUAGCUGCUGUUGCAGGUGAAGGAACUAAUUUUGAAACUAAUGCCUCUUCAUCUUCCUGUCUUAAAGCGUCGACUACUCUUUCUCAAAGUCCUUUCCUUUCAUCAUAUGAGAUGACUAGAAGUUCAGUCAAGGGUUGCUGGGAGGUUCCAAGAACCAGCUCUGUCGAUGAUAUGCAACAAGAUGGUGAGGGUUAUGUAAAGACAAUGGAGAUGGAUGAUCAUGUGGGGUUUAAAAUUGCUUUCCGAACCAAAUCUGAUCUUGAGAUAAUGGAUGAUGGGUACAAAUGGAGAAAAUAUGGGAAGAAGAGGGUUAAGAAUAGCCCUAAUCCAAGGAACUAUUACCGGUGCUCAGCGGCAGGAUGCAAGGUGAAAAAGAGAGUGGAAAGGGAAAAAGAAGAUCCUCUGUUUGUGAUAACAACUUACGAGGGUAAGCAUAACCAUGAAAGCCCUAGUGCAGACACGGACAUAUGCCACAAUGCCAUAAAUCCUGAUCAACGGACUUCACACCAGCUUCAAUUUCUGCAUCAUCAUCAACAGCGUCAACCCUAGUUAGAUAUAUAAGACUGUUGCUCCAAUCCAUCACCAGUACAUGUAUAUACAUAUGAUUAUCAUCUAAGUUAAUGCAUAUGCUAAUUAAUGCUUUCAAUCAAGAAGCAUUUCAAUCUACUUUCUUAAUUAUA
Messenger RNA from Theobroma umbraticum, 861 nucleotides. RefSeq lists its product as uncharacterized. The record is from RefSeq and is a predicted model, not a curated record. Gene Ontology annotation, biological process: regulation of DNA-templated transcription. NCBI's taxonomy places the organism in Eukaryota, Viridiplantae, Streptophyta, Magnoliopsida, Malvales, Malvaceae. Gene Ontology annotation, molecular function: sequence-specific DNA binding; DNA-binding transcription factor activity.